CUUGGGCUCUUUUCUAGGGUGCUCUCCUAUUUCUGGAGACGUGCAGACGACAAAGAAGAAGAGGAGAGGUGGGCAGACUCAGGUGACAAAGAAUUAAAAAUGGUGCAAGGAGUAGUGACUAGAUUUUGCCACGAUUAUGGGAUGAUAGAUGACAUGAUCAUCUUCACCAUGGAUGCUGUUACAAAAAACAAGCCGCUGGCUGUUGGGCAGGAAGUUACUGCCACUGUUGAAGAGGAUAGAACAUCAGGUGGCUUGAAGGCCAUCAGGGUAGAUGCUGUCCAGAAUACGUGGGAAAGCUGCACUUCUACUUAUGAUGCUUCUGAACUAAAUAUGAAGAUACUAAUCGGCAGUAUUACCUCUCUCUCUAAGGAUGGUGGCUAUAUUAAUCAGAAUACUUUUUUUGCAAUGGAAAACGUCUGUGAAGGCUUCAAACCUUAUGAAGGUGACUGGGUGCAAGCCAAGUAUUUUAUUAACCCAACAACGUGGAACAGUGAAGCAGUUGAUGUAAAGCCUUUGAGAUACAAGCGAGUAGACAAGGUUCGGAUUUCCAGCAUCUGGGGAAGAAGUGGUACAGUAGAUGAGAGUAUGUUUUUCACUCUGGAUUCACUGCAACUUCCUGAUGGCUAUUCACCUUGUAGACAUGAUCUAGUGAACACGGUUGUGGUGGAGAGCCAUCGGUCCUGUUAUAUUUGGAGAGCUCUUUGCUUGGUGCCGGUCAGCCAGCAUGGACAAUCUCACUCUAACAGAGUCAAUUUGGAUGACCCCUAUGAAAUCCUAAGGAGAGACAAAGGAUUGGAAGUACCAAGAAUGACUGAUUUUGGAACACUGAAGCAGGGGGAAUGUAAAAGAAUGAUCAUUUGGAUAGAGAAUAAAGGAAGUAUUCCACAGUCCUUAAUCUGCUGCAGAUUAGCUGGAUGGGUGAAAGACAAGCAAUUCAGUUUUCAGAUUCCUCAAAACUGUGAGAACAGUCCAGAGGCCCAUCUCUCAUCUUUUCCAAUAAAUGAAGAAACCCUUUCAAAAGCUGCAAUUAAUUCAUAUAAUGUCAGUGGAGAAGCAACAUAUGAGUCAUCGAAUAAUGAAUCCGUUAUGAAGAAUGGAGUCAUUCCAGCUACAGGAGGAAUUAAUUCUCAGGAUACACAUUUAUCAAGUGCAAAAGAAAACUUCCCCAUGGUGAAAUGUGAAAAUCUACAUGAUGAAAACAGUGAGCAAAGAGAUGAUGUGGAACAGCCAGUAAAACAUGUUGAUAUUUCCAAAGAAGUUGUUGUACCACCAGGUGGAAAGAUACCCAUAGUGAUCAUAUGCACAGCUGUAAAUCCUGGGUACAGUAAAGAACUCCUGUUGCUUGGUUUUUCUGACGUUACUGUUGGACACUGUAUUGAAGCCACUGUAACAAAUGAAGAGGAAUUACUAAUAGCACCCGUGAAACCAUUUGCUCUGAGAAGGCCUAAAAAUAAUCCAGAACCUCAGCCAAGCAAGACAACAGUGAUCGCCCCUAAAUACAAAAGAACUUUCAGAAAGUUGCCAAGCUUCCUCCCACAUUAUACCAUACCAGAUGAGUUAAGAAAAUGUGUGGAGCAGAGGUUAGACAUACUGACCUUUCAGCCUCGCCUAGCAGAGCAUCUUAGUCUAGACAAUUAUAAACCCAACUUUUCUACUCUCUUGUGGCUUGAAGAGAUCCGUGCAGAAAUGGAAAUAAAAGACUUCAACAUGAGUGGGGUUACUCUGAAAAGGAACGGAAACUUCCUGGUGUUGGAAGUGCCAGGAGUGGAAGAGGGCAGACCUCACUUGGUAACAGGUGACAAGGUGAUACUGAAAAGUCAGGUUUACUCUGAGCAUGCAAUAGAGUAUGUUGGCUAUAUUACUGAGAUAUGUAAUGAAGAUGUUACUCUUGCACUUAAUGCAGACUUUGAACAGACUUACAACUUGGAACCUAUGGAUGUAGAAUUUGUUCAUAGCAGGCUUCCUAGCAGGAGAUGCCACUUGGCAGUUGAGCAAGCCGUCCACCUGGGUGAAAAAGUGUUGUUUCCAGAAAAGCUUGUGUUAAAAUCACCACAAGCUGUCAAGACCCAGAAUACUACUGAGUAUUGUGGCAUUGAUGACUUUCAGCAGUGUUCCCAGCAAGAAAGUAAGGUCAAAAAAAUGCAGAACAAACAGGCAAAAUGCAUGGCAUCAAGGGAGAUGGACAUAACAGACGUGACAAGAAUAGCUGCACAAGAAAACCAGUUUGUUGGUGAAACUGUGACACUUAAACAGAGGAGUGGUGAAUUUUUCAAUCCUUUGUUGAAUGAGCAACAGAAACUGGCAGUGAAAAGGAUCUUGAGUGGUGAAUGUCGUCCAAUACCUUACAUUCUCUUUGGACCACCAGGAACUGGGAAAACAGUAACAGUAAUUGAAGCUAUUUUACAGAUACAUCAUAAUCUACCAGAUAGUCGAAUUUUGGUUUGUGCACCAUCAAAUGCUGCAACAGAUCUGAUAUGCUUGCGUCUGCAUGAAAGCAAUAUGUUACAGCCAGGAGCUAUGGUCCGAGUUAAUGCUAGCUUCAGGUCAACAGAGCAAAUCGAUGACAAAGUGAAACCUUACUGCAAAGAUGGUGAAGAUAUUCAGAAAGCAUUGUUGUUCAGGAUAAUAAUUGUCACAUGCAGCAGUGCAGGAAUGUUUUAUCAAACAGGAGUAAGGCUUGGACACUUCACUCAUGUGAUUCUGGAUGAGGCAGGGCAAGCAAGUGAACCAGAGAGCUUGAUUCCUCUUGGAUUGAUUUCAGAAGCUAAUGGACAGGUAGUUCUUGUUGGAGAUCCAAAGCAGUUAGGGCCAGUAAUAAAAUCUCAAAUUGCACUGGCUUUUGGAUUAAAUAUAUCCUUGCUGGAAAGACUGACUUCAAGAGAGCUGUAUCUGAGAGAUGAGGAUGCUUUUAGUACCUGUGGAGCAUAUAAUCCUUUGUUGAUCACAAAACUUGUAAGGAACUACAGGUCACAUUCUGCAUUGCUUGCCUUGCCAUCUAAAUUGUUUUAUCAUAAGGAACUGCAAGUUUGUGCAGACAAUUCAGUAAUAAAUUCUCUGUUGCACUGGAACAAAUUGCCCCGAAAGGGAUUUCCAUUGAUUUUUCAUGGAAUAAGGGGCAAUGAAACACGUGAAGGUCGCAGUCCCUCGUGGUUUAAUGCAGCUGAAGCAGUUCAGGUAAUGCGGUACUGUUGCCAGCUUGCUACAAGUGAAAAUGCUGCAGUGUCAGUGGCUGAUAUUGGAGUGAUUACACCAUAUCAUAAACAGGUGGAAAAAAUUAGAUUUCUUCUGAGAAGUAUUGAUUUGGCAGACAUUAAAGUUGGCACAGUAGAAAUGUUUCAAGGGCAGGAGUAUGCAGUUAUCAUCUUAUCAACAGUGCGAUCUCAGGGAGGUCUACUUGGCGAUGACAGACGCUGUUUGGGGUUUCUCUCUAACCCUAAGAGAUUUAAUGUAGCAAUUACUAGAGCAAAAGCUUUGCUGAUCGUCGUGGGAAAUCCUCACGUUCUUGUGAAAGAUCCCUGUUUCUGUGCACUGUUAGAAUACAGUGUAACGAAUGGAGUUUAUGUGGGUUGUGACUUGCCUUCUGAGCUGCGACACUUGGAGCAGUGUGACUAAUUUUUCAGUGUUAAAGAUGUAUUCAGUCCUCAUCUGCAUUGAAGCUACAAAUACUUGACAGAAAUUCAGUCCUGAGCAAAUCCAGCACCUUUUGUACUUGGGAAAAGGCAUGUGUUCUGCCUCCUAAAACUGGACUGUGCCAAGUAUCUUGUAAUUAUUUUAUAAAUUCUUAUCAUAUGUGGCAUUUAUUUUUCUGGAAGAGCUCUUAGUUUAAAGGGCAAGUAAACAUUUUGAGGGGAAAAAAAUGGCUGGAGUUGAAACUCAGAAGAACAAUGCUUUAAAGUGCUUCUAGAGGAAUGCUUGCCUCACUGAUAUGGCUGCACAAACAAGCUUACACUGUCUUCAUAUUGAACACCAGGAAGAAGGAGCAUUUCUGUUCUUGCUUCUAUUGUAAUGCAUUUAAAACUAAUUUUGUGGUUUUCUAACCCUUUCACUUCACCCUGUGUGCUGCUGCCUAUUAAUAACUGAAAACCUGAACUGUGAUACGAAACAACAUUGUCAUCCUUCUCUUGCAAUGUUUCUCAUCUUUCUGCAUAUCCAGAUGCUACUAAAAACCUUGUUUGAAGAGAACUACCCAUUGGAAUCGUACAGCACUCGUAACUCAGAACAAUUUCUUCUGGCAGCUUGAUGGGCAGGCAGAGUUGGUUGUCCCAGAGGUGUUAGCUUCAAUAUGCUAGUCAUCUCUUUCAUGAGGACAUAUGGGCUGAUGAGCUAGAAUUAGGAAGAAGGGAGAAACCAGAUUGAGUUCUUGCUAUUGGUUAAAAUCAUCUUUCAUUUUUACAGUGACAGAAAUUUACAUAAAUUUCAUUUAGGAUAUGUGGGGGGUGGGGGGGAAGAGGAUCAGCUACUGAGUGCAAAAGUAGCAAUGGAGUCACAGGAGAGUCUCUUUAAGAGGCAGUCAAAUUAAGUUUUACUUUGCAUGAAAACCAUGUUGCAGUUACCUAGUUCUGUUUUUCUGUUUUCAGGAAUUAAAAUAAGAAAUACAUCAA
Pogoniulus pusillus (Red-fronted tinkerbird) is the source of this 4601-nucleotide messenger RNA. RefSeq names its product Mov10 like RNA helicase 1 (gene MOV10L1). The record is from RefSeq and is a predicted model, not a curated record. Lineage: Eukaryota; Metazoa; Chordata; Aves; Piciformes; Lybiidae. Gene Ontology annotation, cellular component: cytosol; P granule. The transcript is spliced from 27 exons. Gene Ontology annotation, biological process: regulatory ncRNA-mediated post-transcriptional gene silencing. Gene Ontology annotation, molecular function: helicase activity. Bases 100 to 3612 code for a protein of 1170 amino acids.